Molecule: messenger RNA, 3939 nt
Organism: Struthio camelus australis
Lineage: Eukaryota; Metazoa; Chordata; Aves; Struthioniformes; Struthionidae
Source: RefSeq, a predicted model, not a curated record
UUGUUUGAUAUUGAAUUGUUUCUUCAGCAGUAUUAUUUCUUACAUAAUUCUGUUUGAUUGCAAUCCACUUUACAUUGGAUAAGUACUUACUGACUAUGAAAGAAUGACCCUUACCUGCUUUCUCUUGCUUUAUCUAUCGAUUUCUCUUUUAAAAGGGCUUUAUUCCUUUUAUACGUGGAACUACAAUAAGAGAGAAAAGCAACAUUACCAAACAGUAGGUUUUCCUUGCUGCUCCACCAACCCAUAUAACUUCACACUAGGCUUCCCAUUAUAACGGUGAGACGUUUACAGAUGUGGAGCUGCCUACACUCUUUUCCUGGGACUUUUUGUUCCUACUGGUAAACUUCCAAAUUUUUCGAGUGAGUACUUAGGAAUAAAUUGCUCUUUCUAGGCCCCUGAUUAGGCUGCACAUUGGCAUAAUUAUAGUCGGCCCAACUGCGCUUUACACUUAAAGGCACAGCCCACUGUACGCAUAUUGUCUUGUAAUGUGUGCUUUGCACUCACUUUGAAUAGGUUUUUUUGUAAUGGAGAAAUGGAAAACACUUGGAAAAUAUCAACAGCAAGUAGGCCUUGUGGUUUGCCUGAAAUCCAGGCUGCCGUCACUUACAAAAUAGGAGACCUUUGUUCUUACAGCCAGAACAUACAAACUAUUACAGCAUGAUCACAUACUGCAUGUGUGAAUUACGCUUUCCUUGGCACCGGGCUGGAUCCUGAAUAUUAGGCCAGCAGGAUAUCAGCAAAACCUUACACUGACAAGAGAUUUCAGAUAACUGUAUCUGCAAUCUCUGUCUAUGAGAUUAGACACUAUAUAUAAGCACUUCCUCGGGCCUGCGUUUCCGAAACCCUCUCAUAUCCUAGCAUCCCCAUCGCUGUGCUAAGGCACUGACAGCCUCGGCCAGGACGACCAAGGCAGCUGCUCAGCGCAGUCCGAAUCAAUGGCUGUUUCCAGUUUUAGGUAGAUCUAUUUUGCCUUAAUCCUUGGCACAACAUGCUGCAGCUGCUGAAGGGAGGGGCUGGUAAGUAACUUACAAAUGAUCUGAUUAAUAUUUGUCAGAUCAACAAUGCAAUGGGAGUAUUUUUUUAAACCUCUCCAAAACCCCACCAGCACAUCUGGACACGUGCCCAUGUGCCUGCGUGCAGAUGCCAACACGGGUGUUGAGCUGCCGGGGCAGGCACCGUCUCUUUUGCUCCUGUUUGUCCAAGGAGGAGAGCUCCGGUGGGCUCCUACGCUCCAGCAUAGCGAGACUUCUUAUGCAAACACCUCUCUUUUCUUUCAGCAUCAAUGUACACCGAAAUACAGCGGGAACGACCAGACAGUGGGAAUAUCCUGACUCACCCAGACUACAUAGAUGGAAACCCAGAUCUUAUCAAACCUAAAAAGCUCCUAAAUCCCGUAAAAGCCUCAAAGAGUCACCAAGAGCUGCACAGAGAGUUGCUGAUGAACCACAAAAGAGGCUUGGGCGUGGAGAGCAAGCCAGAGCUGCAGCGGGUGCUUGAGCACCGACGGCGAAACCAACUCAUCAGACAGAAGAAAGAAGAGGAAGAGGCAAAGAAAUUGCAGUCGCCUUUUGAAAAAGAGCUGUUAAAGAGGCACCAAAGGCUGGAUCAGCUGGAGAAAGAACAGGAGAAGCAAGAAGACCAUGCACCAGAAUUCAUUAAAGUCAAGGAAAACCUGAGGAGAACAUCAACAGUGAGUGGGGAAGAGAAAGCGGUGUAGCUUCUGCCAAAACUCAAAAGGGAUCCUACCAAGGUUGUCACUAACCUCCACACGCUGACAUCUCUGUACACGGUGGACAUUCACAGCCGCAUCUUUGGGGCUACUUACUGUUAUUAGCGCUUGCUCCAGUAGAACGCAUAAAAAAAGGUUUUCCCAUACCAGGAAGGUAUUAUAAUGGAAGAGGUGCAGUAUUCACUAGAAGUACUCACACGAGAAGAUGCAGAGAGAAAUGAUGUCACUUCCUUCCCUCUCUCCCCCCGAAUUUGUGGGUGCAUGCUAACCUCCAGCUAACUCUUGGUUGACCCUUGAGACACAAUGCAUGUUUAAGCCAGAGACGCCUGUGGAGGGAUGGGCGUUGCCACGGGCUGGGAGACCCCUGCAUCAGGCCAGAGGCAGGCUCGCCCAGCACAGGGUAGCAGGAGGGUGGCUGCAGCUCUGGGAAACCUCAUGGAAGCCUUUGCGUGACAACCGAAAGGGGACAAUCUGCACAUUACUGAGAACAGCCUAGGUGACCACAAUGGCUUUCCCAUGGGUUACAGGUAUUGUACCACUACACGAGUCAAGCCUCACUGGUAUUAUGUUUCUCAGCGGCAUAUCUCUACCAUUAAACUGUUAGAAAAAAAAUCAACCUCUGCAUCCCCACACCCAUUCAGCAUUGGCUGACAGGGUGCAACAGUUCUUCACGAGCAUCAGUCAAACGGCAUUUCAAAGGUAUUUGAAUAUAGCGAUUUAGCCAGUUCCAUGCACAGGCAGAAAAUACACUGGACUGUACCACAAAUGCUUCGAAUGAGAGGAACAUGCUACAUGCAGAGAUCAAAGGCUGGGUGUUUGCAGUGUGGGUAUUCAUGGAACUGGCUCAAUGACCAGGUAGCAGAUCCCUGCAGAUAGGAAAGGUCAGAGUGGCAGAGAGAUGAAUUGCUUCUUGUCCCUGGACUACUGAGUUUCAGUCCCUCACCCAGCAGCUGGACAUGUGCUACCUUAGCAACCCAGGAAAAAAUACUUGGUAACUGAGGGGUAGUAACGUCACACUGGUGUCAGGCUGCUCUCCUGUCAACCUCUAUGCCCAGCCAUGGAUCACAACUGACAUCUGUAUGUGCUAGGGGCUAUGGGGCCCAUAGAUAACUGCUGCAAAACUAUUUGUCAGUGCUUCUUAUCCCCUUUCCCAGAGGUCAGGGCUGCUUCGUUUCAGUUGCCACCUUGCAAAGCUAAACAUCUCCUGGCUGCUAGCAUAGCAAAGCUGGGGGAGAUGGUGCCUUUGCACCAUUUAUGGUCAGAGCAUACCACAUUUAUGUGGCACCUGAGUAGAAAAUCUGCAAAACAGCUGGACUCUUUCUCCAAAUGCACCUGUGCCUUGAGGGUGCCCUCAUCUAGAGCUAAAAAUUCUCCUUCAGGAAUAUCUCAGCUUCUUGUUUCUCACAUUAGCCCUGAUAUAAAGCCUAGACAGAAUAACUCACCAACUGCCUUUGAAAACCAGUUCUUGAAUGGCAAGACUCAAUGAACACGGUCAGCUGGGAAGGUAACACCUAAUUAAACAAUCCCUGCUAUCCACAUCUCCAGUAGAUCCAUAAUGUAAAUAAAGGCAAACGGGGCAUUUACCCUAUCUUUGUUAAUUAAAAGCUUACUAAUCUAUUCCCUAGUUCCCCCAGUCCAGCAGGGUAUUCCAUUUCAAAGGACUCUUGCUCAACCUGGCAGCUUGAGGAAAACGUCUGACCUACCCCAUCGAGUGUCAAGACCAGUGAUGCACUUACAUGGCUACGACAACAGUCUGAGAUCACAGAAGCCUAGUUUCAGAUCUCGAGAGCUCCAUCUCACAGCACUGUCUCUGUGGUAGUUUUUAGCUCCACACUCAUUACGCUUAUUCUAAACAAGUUUUUAUUUCAGAAAUCCAGUGUACAUGGUCACUAUGGGUCAAACAAAAUCUGAAACAAACUAUUAUGUCCUUCCCAACCAUGCAGCUUUUCAGAUAGUUUAAGACUAAACCCACAAGGAAGAUACUGUAUGGAGCAUCUUUUUUUUUUCAGGGGGAAAAAAAAAAGCCAAAUUUAUCCAAGAGAAAACGGUGUUGCUAAGAAUGUUUUUAUAUAGCUGUAGAGAAAGCUAUAUAAUACCCCAUAAAUAACAUCGAUUUAAAUAACAAACCAGAAAGUACUGAGUUGGGCUUUUGUGAGGGGUUAUAGCGCAGGUUAAGUGAUCUUCAUCAAAAAGCUCAAAAAAAAAAAAAA